UCAACCCUGAUGGCUAUUUGAAAAAACUAACAAAAGAUUAAAGGGUAACUUCUAAUUUUAUAUUCUUAAUCCUUUCAAACAGAAGCUAUUCUACGAAAUGAUGAGGAGCUGAGGAUUGUGAUGGUGGGGAAGACUGGGAUCGGGAAGAGUGCCACAGGAAACACCAUUCUUGGGCGUAGAUACUUUGAAUCAAAGUUCAGCGCCACAUCUAUGACUGAUAAGUGCUCUAAGGCCAAGGCUGAAGUGGAUGGCCAAAAGGUUGUUGUUAUUGACACCCCAGGUCUCUUUGACACCAGGUGGGCCCAGGAUAAAACAAAUGAAGACAUAAAGCAGUGCAUCCGCUAUUCUUCACCUGGACCCCAUGUCUUCCUGGUUGUCGUUAAGCUGGGCAGAUUCACAGAAGAAGAAAAGCAGUCAGUGCAGAAGAUCCAAGAAAUAUUUGGUCAGGAUGCAGACAAAUAUAGCAUGGUUCUCUUUACUUAUGGCGACCUUCUUAAAGACACCACUCUAGAGGAGUUUAUGAAGGACAGCCUAGACCUGCAGGGACUUGUGUCCAGGUGCAAUGGUGAGUACUAUGUUUUUAAUAAUGGUCUGGAGAAUCGCUCGCAGGUCACCGAGCUGCUUAAGAAGAUCAGAUCCAUAGUCCAGAAGAACGGAGGAAGUCACUACACCAAUGAAAUGUUCCAAAAGGCAGAAAGGGCAAUCGAAGAGGAGAAACAACGCAUCCUGAGAGAGAAAGAGGAACAAAUGCGCAAAGAGAUGAAAGAACUGGAGAAGAAAAUACAAGCAGAAUAUGAAGAAAAGAUCAAAACAUUCCAGGGUGAAAUUGAGAAAGAGGUAAGAGAGAGAGAAAGGGUAGAACAUGAUGUAAAUUAUUUGAAGAGGGAAAGUGAGAUGGAAAUCAAAGAGUUAGAGAGGAAAGAAAACUUCCUUGCAUUAAACAGUACGAUGCAGAAAAUACAUAUAGAUUUAGAGGAGAGGAGGGAGUGGGAGACAAGAACGAUGGAGGAAUGGAAGGAGAUGGAAAAGAGAAAAGAAGAGAUGGAAAGGCAAUGGGAGAUGAUUAAACAAUUAAAGGCAGAGCAAGAAAGAGUUCUGAAAGGCCAAAGAAAACAGUUGGAGGAAAUGUAUAACAGAAUGGCCAGAGAGAAAGCAGAAAAGAAAACCAAGUGUCCGAUUUUAUAACAAGGUUGCGAGUGUAAACUGCAAAUUCUGUUCUGGACCGUGGUUGAUCCAGACUAGCAUUCCCCUGAAUGUCAAAUAUUAUCCAUUGAUGUGUAUAUCUGUUGAUGUAAACUGUAAGAAAGAAAUCAGUAGAAAAACGGGUAAUGUCCUUCCAGAAAAUUACCAGUUCAUUUUCCUUUAAGUUUCCAGAUGUUUCUGCGAAUCCUAAUACGGAAGAUUCUGUAUAUUGAC
This is a messenger RNA of Etheostoma cragini (Arkansas darter), 1416 nucleotides long. Its product is annotated as GTPase IMAP family member 9-like. Bases 121 to 1185 code for a protein of 354 amino acids. The record is from RefSeq and is a predicted model, not a curated record. The transcript has a single exon. Gene Ontology annotation, molecular function: GTP binding. NCBI's taxonomy places the organism in Eukaryota, Metazoa, Chordata, Actinopteri, Perciformes, Percidae.